Molecule: messenger RNA, 1984 nt
Organism: Polistes dominula (European paper wasp)
Lineage: Eukaryota; Metazoa; Arthropoda; Insecta; Hymenoptera; Vespidae
Gene: asf1
Product: histone chaperone asf1
Biological process (GO): DNA replication-dependent chromatin assembly
Cellular component (GO): nucleus; chromatin
Molecular function (GO): histone binding
Source: RefSeq, a predicted model, not a curated record
UAUUUCCCGCCAAAGUCCACCGAAGGCUGUGUGUGAAUGUUGUUUAUAGUUUCAUGUGCGGUUUUACUAUUUCGUUAGAAACUAAGGUGAAAUUAAUUGCGUUGUUGAGAAGGAUUCAACGAUAUUAUUAAUUGUUGUUUAAACGAACAUAAUCGAUAAGAUAAACUUUGCUGUGUUAAUAUUUUUACGAAAAUUCUACGAUGGCAAAGGUACAACUUGCAAAUGUUGCGGUUCUCGACAAUCCUUCGCCGUUUUUAAAUCCUUUUCAAUUUGAAGUAACCUUUGAAUGUAUCGAAGAUUUGAAAGAAGAUUUGGAAUGGAAAAUGAUCUACGUUGGCAGUGCAGAGUCAGAGGAGUUUGAUCAAGUUUUGGAUACCAUAUACGUUGGACCAAUUCCAGAAGGACGGCAUAUGUUUGUCUUCCAAGCUGAUCCUCCUGAUGUCAGUAGAAUUCCUGUGAAUGAUGCAUUAGGUGUUACAGUAGUACUCUUAACGUGCUCUUACAGAGGCCAUGAAUUUGUGCGUGUUGGUUAUUUUAUUAACAACGAGUAUAUGGAUCCUGAACUAAGAGAAAAUCCUCCUCCACAACCACAGUUUGACAAAGUGCAAAGAAAUAUCUUGGGUGAUAAGCCACGUGUUACAAGAUUUAAAAUUAAUUGGGAUGACGGUGCUAGUUCUACAGAAAAUAGUGUACCAGAAGGUAUGGAAGCACCAAAUCUGGAAGAAACCUCCCAAGAUGCCCCAACAUCUACAUUGGGUUUUACAGAAAAUCCACAAAAUAGCAUGGAAGUGAUGUAAACAUAUUUUUAUCUACUAAUAAGAAAGAUAAUUCAAUUGUCGUUCCGACUUACUUAAAUAUCUGAGUGCUACCUGAGAAAAAAGAAAAAAAAAAAACAAAAAAAAAGAAAAACAAUAACAACAAAGCUCUUUCACAUAUUUAAAUAAUUUAAGGAAACAAGCAAAAUACUUUUUUUGAAGUAUCAGUUAAUAUCAACUGCAUACUUAUCGGAUGUUAAAUGAUAUUAUGUAAAAAGAAAUGCAGUAGUAUCUUAAAUCAUUGAUAGUAUAUGCUUGUAUUGUUCAAUUGUUAAACACUUGUUCGGUUCAAUGUUCGGUUUUCAUAGAUCUAUCUAAUCCUUUGUGCAAAAUUAGAUAUUGAUGAUUUGUUCAAAACCAUUUCAUUUUAAUAUAUAAUAUUUUGUGAAACUAGAAAACAUAGAUUUAAUCUCGCUUAAUUUUAAUGAAUCGAUUAAACGUUCGAAAAUUGAAAUGAGAAGAGAAAAGAAAAACAAUGGUGUAUAUUAUAAGAUAGAAGUUAUUUUCCAAAUAAAAGGGUAAAAAAUGAAAAAAAAAAAUAGUUUGUUAGAAUGUAUGAUGUAACAUCGGAUAUCUAAGAGAAUCAAUUUAAUAUUUAUUUAAAACAAAUUUAUUAUCUUCAAUAGUAUGCUUUAGCAGAUCAUUGUUUUUCAAGUAUGUACUUCUAUGCGAUAUACUGUUAAUGCAUUGACUGCCAUACAAGUCUACGUUUUGCCAUAGACAUCACAAUUCUAAGAUAAGAUAUAAACAAUAUUGUAACACCAGUCAUAGAUGAUCUUUGUAGGCUCAUUAACAAAAUAAAUACAGAGCACCGGUGACUGAUAUAGUCAAUGCAUUAAUAUUAUUAACAUAGAAGUUCAUAGUGCUUCAUCAUUUGAUUUUAAUAUAAAACAGAAUGCGAGAUUUUCAACAAAACACUGAAAUCUCUAAAUAAAAUAUAAACCGCUAAUAUUUAUUAAAUAAUAAUAUAAAAUUUGUAUUAAAAAAAUCGCACAAAUUUUUAGAUUUAGUUAAUGUAUCGUUGGAAAUAUUUGCCGUCUUGUUUACAUCAUAUUAACUGUGAAAUCCGAUGCUACGCUAGCUUGAUAGGAUAUUGAAACUUCUAUUUUACUAGUGUAUAUAUUAUGAAAAGUUAAUGAAAAAAAUACAUAAAAAGUUUUCUACUUGAA